Messenger RNA from Triticum turgidum subsp. durum (durum wheat), 594 nucleotides. The record is from the annotation of a GenBank genome assembly. NCBI's taxonomy places the organism in Eukaryota, Viridiplantae, Streptophyta, Magnoliopsida, Poales, Poaceae.
AUGGAGGAGGAGGAGGGGCGGGCCGGCCUGCGGGAGCUCGCGCGCUUUCCGGACGUGAUGGUGGUGUGCUCUUCUGCCGGAUGGACGGACCAGAAGCACAUGCUCUACCUAGGCUUGCUGCAGGAGUCGUUCGUGAACCGGUUGCACGACGGCGAAAUCAGCUUCAGGGGGCUCUUCGAUCUCUCCCCAGGAGCUUCUGGGCCCAAGCAACCGUCCAAGGUUGACAGAGCAAAGGUUGAGCGGACCAGACCACCUUGCUGCGGGAAUCAGGGAGAUGGAGAGGCGCUUUGUGUGGAAGAAGAAGAAGAUGAUGAUGAUGAUGCGUCGUCCACUGAGACGGUGCGACAGUCCUACUCCCAAGCAAGCGCGACGAGCUCUGGGCGAUCUUCCCCAUGCCAUUCUGGCAAGCGCGGACGCUCCCCUUCUAGCACUGCAGAGUUUGGUGACACGGCAAGAUUCUUACAAGGGAACUGCUUGUGCAUUUCUUCAGAGGGGUCGGAUCAGAACUUCAUCUACGAGGAUACGAUUACGAGAGAAACCGGAGAAUCAAGAGAAGGACGACGGCGCAGCAUCAAGCGACUCAAAGUCUGCUGA